AAAUCAAUCACUGAUUAAAUUAAUUGAAAUUUAAUCGAGCUUUGGUCGUCAUCCUCAAUCGGCGACGAGGUCAGUUUACACGAAGGUGAUUUUCUCUCCGUGAUGAAACGAAAAUAGCAUCGUGCCAUCGUGUAAACCAUGCAUUACGAUGUGGUUACGUCACGAAAUGUUAUCACGCUGAUCGCGGUUGUCGCCCCUUUCUUUUUGUGAUAGCGAAAUUGAUCUUAUGCAAAUAAAGGGUUCGGUGACACGUAUGAAACCGAGGAGAGAUGAUCGACAAACGUUGUCUCGUUGUCCCCAUGAUUGUAGUCAUCUCACAUAACCUCACCUAACCUCGAAGGGGCUGUGUUGACGUUUCUCCACGUCUCCCGGCGGGAAUCUCGAAAUAUUCUCAUGCUUCUGUCGAAUCGAUCUGAAAAUGCCGCCGAACAUCCUGAAGAGCAGCCUGGAAAACGCUUCGUUCAGCAUUAUAUUUCAGAUAUUCUGUCGCUGCGUUACAUUUGUCCUGAACGCAUUUGUUGUCCGUCAUGUGGGCCAGGCAGUCCUCGGCGUUAUUAAUGUGAGACUACUCCUACUGGAAUCCAUGAUACUGUUCCUGUCACGCGAGCCGUUUAUGAAAGCAUGUCUGACUAACACGGCGGAGCAUAAUUGGGCCCAAGUUGUGAAUCUACUUUGGCUAACAGUACCCAUAUGCGUUGCGAUGUCCUUCCUGUUUGGAUACAUUUGGUUGUUCCUGCUCUCCACCACAGAGACGUUACCACCGUACUACACGUUUGCAGUUUUGGCAGUCGGACUGUCGUGUAUCAUAGAAUUGUCUUCCUUAGUCGUUCAAUUAGUCGCGAGCGCAUUUCUCUUCGUUAGACUUAAAAUAAUUCUGGACACUAUCAUGAUCGUUAUUCGCACUAUGACGUUUGUCCCGCUAAUAUUGUACCAUCCGGAGAACGCGUUACUCGCGUUCGGCAUCGCUCAGCUUGUUGCGGCAGUAUUUUACACAACCAGCCAUUACGCAUACUUUCACCAUCACAUCAAGAAACUGAACGAAUGCUCGCAGAAACGAAGAAUGUCCUUGAAAGACAGUAGUGACGAGUACGUGAUGAGGGAGUUUCCUUUUCACGCCAUAAAAGAUUUUUUACCGGGCGAGCUAGAAAAUGAUGAUUCCUAUCUCGAUAGAAAGUUGACUGUUCUCACAUGGAGCUUCUUUAGACAAGGGAUAUUAAAGCAGAUUUUGACAGAAGGCGAAAGAUUGAUCAUGACCAUAAUACCAGUAUUGACGUUUACAGAACAGGGUGUCUACGAGAUUGUGAACAAUAUGGGCUCGCUAGCUGCUAGAUUUAUUUUCCGUCCAAUCGAGGAUAGUGGAUACUUUUAUUUCACGCAGAUGGUAAAAAGGGAUAAAAGGAUAUCCGAUCAGAAUCCAGUAACGGUACAAGAGAGUGUGAAUGUGUUGACGCAUCUGUGCUCCGUCGUUACGUGUAUCGGUCUGAUCGUCCUAGUAUUCGGCCAGUCUUACUCGAGCUUGUUGCUCUGGUUGUACGGCGGGUCAAAACUGACCUUACCCUUACCUGUUCUCUUGCUGAGGGCGCACUGUCUCGCCGUGUUACUGCUGGGAAUCAAUGGCGUGACCGAAUGCUACACUAACGCAACGGCCGACAGUGCGACCAUAAACAAGAGCAACUUGAUCAUGGUCUACCAGUCGAUCGCGUUCCUGGGCGCGUCGUAUCUGUUUGCCACUUGGUUCGGCCCGGUCGGCUUUAUCUUCGGCAACUGCGUGAACAUGAGCCUGAGAAUCAUACACUCGGCGAAAUUUAUCAAUAAGAGACACCAGGACACGGUCUACCGUCCAUUACGCGGAUUGGUGCCAAAGCCCAUGUUCUCCACGUGUCUACUCGUCGCAGCGUUCGUCACCAAUUUGUCGCACGCUUACUUCUUCCCAGCUGAAAAAGCAUUACAUCUACUGAUUGGCAUAACAAUGUUCAUGGUUGUACUUGUGUCUUGGCUAUAUGAAAAUCAUGAAUUAAUCAAGCUCGCCACUAACAAGUGGUACGAAAGAAGAAGCAAACAGAAAAAGAGUGACUGAAUCCUAUAAACAUGUACUUUAAAUUAUUUUAUUUAUGAUUUGUGUAUAAAUCAACUACAGAUUCAUUGCAAGAUCUUGUAAAAUGCUAAAAGAUCAUAUAUAAACAGUUAUUUUUUUCUACA
This is a messenger RNA of Wasmannia auropunctata (little fire ant), 2199 nucleotides long. Its product is annotated as protein RFT1 homolog. Gene Ontology annotation, cellular component: endoplasmic reticulum membrane. The coding region runs from base 419 to 2077 and encodes 552 amino acids. The transcript is spliced from 8 exons. NCBI's taxonomy places the organism in Eukaryota, Metazoa, Arthropoda, Insecta, Hymenoptera, Formicidae. The record is from RefSeq and is a predicted model, not a curated record. Gene Ontology annotation, biological process: dolichol-linked oligosaccharide biosynthetic process; glycolipid translocation.